AUGCCGCUGGUGAAGAGGAACAUCGAGCCCCGGCACCUCUGCCGGGGAGCCCUUCCCGAGGGGGUGACGAGUGAGCUGGAGUGUGUCACCAACAGCACGCUGGCUGCCAUCAUCAAGCAGCUGGGCAGCCUCAGCAGACACGCCGAGGACAUCUUUGGUGAGCUGUUCAACGAAGCCAACAGUUUCUACAUGAGGAUGAACUCGCUGCAGGAGAGGGUGGACCUGCUGGUCAUCAAGGUGACGCAGCUGGACUCCACCGUGGAGGAAGUGUCACUGCAGGACAUCAACAUGAGGAAAGCCUUCAAGAGCUCCACGGUGCAGAACCAGCAAGUGGUGUCCCGCAACUCCAUCCCCAACCCUGUGAUGGAGAUGUACCAGCGCUGCGACAAGCCCCCGCCGCUCAACAUCCUCACCCCCUACAGGGAUGACAAAAAGGACGGCCUCAAGUUCUAUACCGACCCCUCCUACUUCUUCAACUUAUGGAAGGAGAAAAUGUUGCAGGCGACAGAAGAUAAGAGGAAGGAGAAGCGCAGGCAGAAGGAGCAGCGGCUGGUGGAGGACUCCACCCGGGAGGUGAAGAAAGUGAGGAAAGCCCGAAACCGGCGCCUGGAGUGGAACAUGAUGGCGUAUGACAAAGAGUUCCGACCCGAUAACAGGUUCUCACCAUCCCCCUAUCACAUGGCGUCAUCGGAAGGAUCACUGUCCCCAGAUAAUAG
Messenger RNA from Merops nubicus (carmine bee-eater), 716 nucleotides. Its product is annotated as wiskott-Aldrich syndrome protein family member 3-like. Gene Ontology annotation, biological process: positive regulation of Arp2/3 complex-mediated actin nucleation; actin cytoskeleton organization. The annotation marks the transcript as partial. Gene Ontology annotation, cellular component: lamellipodium; cytoskeleton; SCAR complex. Lineage: Eukaryota; Metazoa; Chordata; Aves; Coraciiformes; Meropidae. The transcript has 5 exons. The record is from RefSeq and is a predicted model, not a curated record. Gene Ontology annotation, molecular function: Arp2/3 complex binding; protein kinase A regulatory subunit binding.